GGGCGUCCGGUGCUGUUGUUGUCCCUACGACGCCAGUCAGCGUCCUAUUGAAUCGAAAAUAACUUGCCGAACGACAGCCGACGACUCGCGGCGUCCUUUUUGCGUUCCGCCUGUCCUCUGCGACGACGCUCCGUCGGAAAUGUACCGGGUGCUAGGUGUGAACUUGUUCCGUGUGACUAUUUGGCUUUGGUUUAGUACAGGUGUGUUUGGACUACGUGAUGUGAAGAUUAAAGUACCACAAGCGGUAAUUAAAGGUCGUGAAGCUAAUUUAGAAUGUUCAUUCGAUUUGGAGAAUGAAAAUCUUUAUUCAGUGAAAUGGUACAGAGGAGGCUUUGAGUUUUACCGUUAUACACCUACAGAUCUUCAAAAAGUAAAACUUUUCGAUGUGAAAGGUAUUAAAGUGAAAGAAUCUGAAUCUACCGAAAGGAAAAUUAUUCUUGAAGACGUAUCAAGAGACAUCAGUGGUCCGUUUAGUUGUGAGGUUACUGCAGAUAAACCGAGUUUCUUUACCGCUAUUCAAACAGCCGAGCUUCAAGUUGUGGAGUUGCCAAAAAAAGAACCCUAUAUUACUGGUCUGAAACAUCGCUAUUACACGUCUGAAGAUAGAACGUUUCACGCUAAUUGUACAUGCGAGGAGUCUUACCCUUCUCCGAAUAUUACUUGGUUUAUUAAUGAUUUACCCAUUAGAGGACCUCACGUUAUGAAGCAUACGUUUAAUAGGGGAAGUCUAAUCACAGUUGUAUCCACAAUACGUCAUCAUCUUUCAAAAAAGUUUUAUAUUAACGGUUAUAUGAAGGUAAAAUGUACUGUGAGUCUAUUUGAUGUGUACCUCAGGAGUGUAGAGAAAAAUGUAGAUUUGUUCAAAAAACGACGUAGAAAUCAUCACCCGGACCGUAUGGUGAUAUCAACUCUUCCACCGCCAAAACCAGAAGAUCUUUAUUACGACGCUGAAGAUGAGAAACCUGAAAAAGAAUUUCCACGAACUAUACUGUCCUUCUUCUCACCUUCAGAAGCAUCUUCCAAUCUGACUUCACUACUGUUGACAACACUAUUAUUAGUAAUAAUCUUCUUCAGUAACUGUAGAUGAUUUGUAUAUUUACUUAGCCAAAUAACCUGCUUUAAAAUGUGAUACACAAAUACUAAUUGAAAUAUUUAGUGUAUAAAUAAUUUAGCAUAAAUUAUUUCUAAAAUAUCGUUAAAUACAGAUACUAAAUUUCGAAAUAGAAUAGAACAGAAAAGGAUAUAGAUUGUUUGAUCAAUACCCUCCAGCAUAUGUGUUGCUCAUUUGUUCAUAUAAACAAAAUAAAUGUUGAAUAGUAUUUAAAGAUGUAUAUUAUUGUUAUUAUCUAAAAUUAAUAUUAGUUGCUAUUAAACUGCAGGGAUGCCCAUAAAGUUAGGCAAGAUAAAAGUCAACAUAAACAAAACAUAAUAUUUUUAUGGUUGAUUUCUUCAUUUACUGUUGUUAAUGAAAUAUUUAUAGCUUCUACUAAGUAUUUUUAUCCCUAAACAGCUAAAUAAGAUUUUUUUAAUAUAGAUAAAUUUAUUAUAGAAGAUGUAACAGUAUUUUCCAUAUUUUUAGAUUCAUAACUAUCCCAAAUUCCAAAAAUUUAGAUAUAAUUUUUAAACUUAUACAGUUUAUAAAUCUUAGGAAUAAUUAAUUUGUAAUUACCAUCAUUAAUUUUCAGUAUUUUUUUAAUUAG
Messenger RNA from Sitophilus oryzae (rice weevil), 1700 nucleotides. RefSeq lists its product as uncharacterized. Lineage: Eukaryota; Metazoa; Arthropoda; Insecta; Coleoptera; Curculionidae. The transcript has 6 exons. The coding region runs from base 140 to 1087 and encodes 315 amino acids. The record is from RefSeq and is a predicted model, not a curated record.